CUUCAUUUUUAAGGGGUUUUUAUCUAAAGUCUCCGAACCAGAGAGACUCACUCUGGUCCCAUCAUGACUGCGCUCCACAUCAACACAGUCUGCUUGAUAACCUCGCUGUGGGCGCUCGCUGCGUUCGGACGGGAACUCUUCGUGAUCUCGGAGACAGGCGACACUGAUUAUGGAUAUUACUACGAUUAUGCCACUGAGAGUCCAGCAGGAGAUCUCGAUUUGACAGAUUAUGACUGGUUGUACGACCUCCUGGAUGUCUCAGACGAGUGUGAUCCAAACCCGUGUCUGAACAGAGGCGCCUGUGAACACAAGGCUACCGGGGGCUUCAUGUGCUCGUGCCCUGAGCCCUACACAGGGAAGAAGUGUCAGCAAGUCAAAGACGUUUGCAGGAAUGUGAAAUGUGGCCACGGCAGCUGCGUCCUCACGUCCACAGCUCCCUUCUUCGAGUGCAAGUGCAAACCUCCAUUCCAACCACCCAGCUGCACGAAAGCUGCUCCCUGCAGACCCAGUCCCUGUCAGAACGGAGGCUCCUGCAUGAAGGGCCCCAAACGUUCCUCCUUCCAAUGUUCCUGUCCUAACGGAUACACUGGCCGAUUCUGCGAAGUGGGUCCAAAUGACUGUUACCAAGAGGACGGAGAGUUUUACCGCGGCAAGGUGAGUGUCACUGCGGAGGGGGAGGAGUGUCUAGACUGGAACUCCUACUUCAUCGCGCAGAGCGGGGGGGAUCCCUUCCAAGAGUACGCAGGCUUCGAUGGAAUCGGGCCACACAACUACUGCAGGAACCCUGAUGGAGAUGAUCAGCCCUGGUGCUUCAUUAACAAAGAUGGCAAACUGAAGUGGAACCACUGUAACGUCAGGAAAUGUUCUGCAGUUCCAGCUACCAUACCAACCACCCACGAAACAGAUCCGACUCCAGUCCAACCCACCGUCCCUCCGGCCCAGUUCUCCAAGUGUGGAAGGCCUCAGUCCGGCCGCUCGUCCAGGAUCUUCGGAGGGAGGAAGUCUCUUCCUGGGGCUCAUCCAUGGCAGGUUUCCCUGCAGACCAGAACCAAAGGCUCCUCCGAACCUUUCGGGCACAUCUGCGGCGGCAUCCUCCUCGAGUCCUGCUGGGUCCUCACUGCUGCACACUGCAUUCAAAGUGGAGUGGAAAUGCAGGUGGUGCUGGGAGGAGUGGACAUAGAGAAGGAUGAGGUAUAUGAUCAGGUCAUUCCUGUGGUGAAGGCCAUUAUGCACGAGGAAUACAGGACGACCCCCUUUGCUCUUUAUAAUGAUGUUGCCAUGCUUCAGCUGAGAGUCACAGACUCACCGUACUGUGCCAAAGAAACACGCUUUGUGAAGACGGCCUGUCUGGCAAACCAUCCCUUCAGCAGUGGGACGGAGUGUGUGAUCUCAGGAUGGGGUGCAACCGAAACACAGAAGAACGGUACCAACCAGCUGCUGGACGCUCGUGUUCUCCUGAUCUCCCAGGACAAAUGUAAAGCCCCCCACGUGUACGGGGACUCUCUGGACGACAGUAUGUUCUGUGCAGGCAACAUGAAAGGAGGCGUCGACUCCUGCCAGGGCGACUCCGGGGGCCCUCUGGUGUGCGAGAGGAACGGGACGCACUACGUCGUCGGCGUGGUGAGCUGGGGCGACGGCUGCGGCAAGAAGCACAAGCCCGGUGUCUACAGCAACGUGGGCCAUUUCACCGACUGGAUCGCUCGUCAUUUACUCUCCCAAUGAGAAUGAACCAGCGUGCUUCUGCUGCCUCCUGUACAGAUGGAAUCUAACCACCACAACGAUGACUCUCCCUCCAGUACCUCAUCAAUACACAAAUCAUGUAUACCUCACUGUGGUAAAGUCACAUUUCAGUCACAAAACACACAUGUUUUAAAUAUUUCCCCAGGGCUCCAACGUCAUUAGAUAAAAUUAUAAAGAGGGCAAAUGCAAACGUGGUGAAUGACCCUGUGACGCCUGCAGGUGAAUGCCGAGGGAGUGAGGGUUAAUCUGCGAACUGGGAGGAUGACAGUUCAAAAUACUUAUUGUCAUACCCUGGGAUUUCAGUAAUUAAUGGUUGGUUUUGUGAGAUUUCAGUUUAAUGCCAAGGAUGAAAUAUGCAAGUUUAUUUGUAUGUUUUUGACGUUUUUUAACAAACAGCAGAAACGGUGCUAUGGCAAUUUUAGGUGGUCGUCAGUAAUAAAGAGUGAAUCAAACAAA
Platichthys flesus (European flounder) is the source of this 2196-nucleotide messenger RNA. It is a transcript of the gene habp2, whose product is annotated as hyaluronan binding protein 2. Gene Ontology annotation, biological process: blood coagulation; proteolysis. Bases 64 to 1722 code for a protein of 552 amino acids. NCBI's taxonomy places the organism in Eukaryota, Metazoa, Chordata, Actinopteri, Pleuronectiformes, Pleuronectidae. The record is from RefSeq and is a predicted model, not a curated record. Gene Ontology annotation, molecular function: calcium ion binding; serine-type endopeptidase activity. The transcript has 13 exons.